Sphenostylis stenocarpa is the source of this 1065-nucleotide messenger RNA. The record is from the annotation of a GenBank genome assembly. Lineage: Eukaryota; Viridiplantae; Streptophyta; Magnoliopsida; Fabales; Fabaceae.
AUGGUGAUCCAGAUGUUACCACAGUUCAUGUGCUUUGCAUCAAUGCAAAAUUCAUAUCCUCAUAUGCCUUUUUGCCUUUCACUUCUUUUUUCUUACCUUGGCAUAGGUUCCUGUAGUCUUAACGUUUUUAUACCUCGGUUGAUCAUAAUUGAAGAUAGAAAGAUUCCAUCAGAUCGUCUAUUGGUGUUGUGGGUUGUCUUUCCGUUCGAUUAUUCUGGGAUUCGGUUCGGUAGGUUGUUCACAUUUACAAAUUAUAGCUUGGCGCUUGACGACGGGGAAGAGAAGAGAAAUGAGAUGAUGACUUCUACCCUGAUGAGAUGCUCCCACGCCAACGCUCUGUUCAGAGCUCUCAAAUCGAAACCCUACAAUUCGUCGCAACCAAUUUCUUCAAUGCCCAUCAAGAAAGGUACUGGUGGGAAGAAGGCGUAUGAUGCAUUGUUGUUGGAUGCUGGGGGCACCCUUUUGCAAUUGGCAAAGCCAGUUGAGGACACUUAUGCCGCUAUUGGAUCUAAAUAUGGUGUGAUUGUGGAUCCAGCUAAGAUAAAGCAAGGAUUUAAAAGAGUAUUUGCUGCUCCGUGGCCUGAAAAGCUACGCUACCAGGGAGAUGGGAGGCCAUUUUGGAAACUUGUAGUUUCUGAAGCCACUGGUUGUGGAGAUGACGACUAUUUUGAGGAAGUUUAUGAGUACUAUGCAGGAGGUGAUGCUUGGCAUCUUCCAGAUGGAGCUUAUGAAACAAUUACUCUUCUCAAGGAUGCUGGAGUUAAGAUUGCUGUUGUAUCUAAUUUUGACAACCGCUUAAGGAAGCUAUUGAAGGAUCUUAAUGUCUUAAAUCUAUUUGAUGCUGUCAUUAUAUCAUCAGAGGUCGGAUACGAAAAACCUGAUUCAAGAAUAUUCCAAGCUGCUCUGGACCAAGUAAACGUAGAGGCUUGCAAAGCCUUACACAUUGGAGAUGAUCAAAAGGCAGAUAAAUUGGGGGCCAAUGCUGUGGGGAUUGAUUGCUGGUUAUGGGGUAUUGAUGUGAAGACAUUCUCCGAUAUCCAAAUUCGCAUUCUCAAUUCAGCAUAA